AUGGUGAACGUUGAGCGUAAGAUGCAGCUCCGUGCUGGCAUCGAUGCACGGAAGGCAGAACGUACACGGAAAAAGGACCUACAUGAAUUUCAAAAAAGUAACCCAGACACGGAGCCACCAAUUGGCUUACGUACAGAAAUCAUUGACCCGGACGUUACACAGAAGAAACGUAAGGAGAAGGAGGAGGAGGACCGACUGUUAGCCAUCGAGGAGAGUGGCAUCCGAUGGCUGGGUGCCGCCAGUAGAGUGCCAGCGGCGAAGUUGGCCAACAGAGAGUUGUUUGAGAUGAUGUUGGAGACUGUCCUAAGCAUUGAAAAUAUUCGAUGA
This is a messenger RNA of Pseudogymnoascus destructans, 327 nucleotides long. RefSeq lists its product as uncharacterized. Bases 1 to 327 code for a protein of 108 amino acids. The record is from RefSeq and is a predicted model, not a curated record. NCBI's taxonomy places the organism in Eukaryota, Fungi, Ascomycota, Leotiomycetes, Thelebolales, Thelebolaceae. The transcript has 2 exons.